AUGUUCCCCACCGAUAUCAAACUAAGCCAGAUCAAAUCCCGAGCAUAUGAGUCGCUCCACUCAAUAGCUGCCUUUCGGAAACCUGAUACGGACCUUCUCAUGGAUAUCCGGAACCUCGACAAUUCUUUGGAGACAUGGCGUUUGGCUAUUCCUGAGAACUACCGCCCGAGUCUUUCGUUUUCACAUGAUAUGGAAGUGGACCCGGGAAGUAUCGACUUGCGUACUUUGAUACUUCGACUCGACUAUCUUUACUGUGUGGCAGUCAUCCAUCGCGCGAGCAAUCGAUGUCUUGAAACUAGUAUGGGCUUUGACGGCAUGGAAACUGUAAUCGCCACUAGCAUUGCCCUGGCGGUCGAGGCUAGUCGUUCCACAUUGAGGUAUUUGCAGACUGCUUUUCAUAUUCUCAAUGAAGGGAGUUUCUGGUUGAUCAUCUUCUAUGCCCUCGCCGCAUCCGUUACUAUAAUGUGCAACAUUAUAGACCAUCCUGGUCUCCCAUCUGUUGUCCGUGAUUAUGAGCUUUUGAAAAAUGUCCCAAGGCUCAUGUCCCAUAUGUCGAUGCACAGUAUGGAGGCUGAAGAGCGUCUUCAUAGAGACCAGUUAGAAUCAUUUGUAAGGGAAUUGCUCCAUGCAGCAGAGCGUGUCAUAUCCAGCAUGAGAGAGACACCGCCAUCUACACCAUCAUUGCAGAACGACAACCAUGUCAACAUGGAUAUACAAGACGGGUUCUCAUUGUGA
This is a messenger RNA of Penicillium arizonense, 735 nucleotides long. Its product is annotated as fungal specific transcription factor domain-containing protein. Bases 1 to 735 code for a protein of 244 amino acids. NCBI's taxonomy places the organism in Eukaryota, Fungi, Ascomycota, Eurotiomycetes, Eurotiales, Aspergillaceae. The record is from RefSeq and is a predicted model, not a curated record. The transcript has 2 exons.